GUGCCCACUAUGUGUUAGGACUCGAGAAAGAGGAGGCGGGCGGCAGGCAUGGAAGCUGAGGGGAUAGUAGAGAGAAGCUGAGAGAACAGCCGCAGGAAAGAUUUGAAUGAGAUGUCAGGACGCUGGCUUUUCUGCCUGGGGAUCUAGGCUGCCUGGAUUCCCAAGGUCUUGGGGAGGGUCUAGCCCUGAAUGUGGCCACAUUCAACUGGGGCUAGGCCUUGGGCCAGCACUUUAACAGGGAAGGACCCAAGAGGCAUGGCCUGGUGGUGUCUGGAUGGGCUUCCCUCAGGCCUUGCUGAGCCAUGGAGAGAACUCUGGAGAUGGCGCUCAAGACCCCUGCACUGUGUACCUCCUUUCUCACCUCUGGCCAGGAGCAGCAGGGACCAUAGAAACUUAAGGAUGAGGGGGAACAUAGAUGGCUGGAGACAGAAUCUGGAGCCUUCAAAUAAUGUGGAGAUGUUUCCACCUUCAGGCCAUCAAGAUGUCUCAGAGAGGCGGCCAGACACCCAGAGACCUCGAGUGACCAUGUGGGAGCGGGAUGUUUCCGGUGACAGGCAGGAGCCAGGACGGAGAGGCAGGUCCUGGGAGCUGGAGGGGUCACAGGCCCUGAGCCAGCAGGCUGAGGUGAUCGCUCGGCAGCUGCAAGAGCUGCGGCGGCUGGAGGAGGAGGUCCGGCUCCUGCGGGAGACCUCGCUGCAGCAGAAGAUGAGGCUAGAGGCCCAGGCCAUGGAGCUAGAGGCUCUGGCACGGGCAGAGAAGGCCGGCCGAGCUGAGGCUGAGGGCCUGCGUGCUGCUUUGGCUGGGGCUGAGGUUGUCCGGAAGAACUUGGAAGACGGGAGCCAGCGGGAGCUGGAAGAGGUUCAGAGGCUGCACCAAGAGCAGCUGUCCUCUUUGACCCAGGCUCACGAGGAGGCUCUUUCCAGUUUGACCAGCAAGGCCGAGGGCUUGGAGAAGUCUCUGAGUAGUCUGGAAGCCAGGAGAGCAGGGGAAGCCAAGGAGCUGGCUGAGGCUCAGACGGAGGCUGAGCUGCUUCGGAAGCAGCUGAGCAAGACCCAGGAAGACUUGGAGGCUCAGGUGACCCUGGUUGAGAAUCUAAGAAAAUACGUUGGGGCACAAGUCCCUUCUGAGGUCCACAGCCAGAUAUGGGAACUGGAGCGACAGAAGCUUCUGGAAACCACGCAGCACUUGCAGGAGGACCGGGACAGCCUGCACGCCACCGCAGAGCUGCUGCAGGUGCGGGUGCAGAGCCUCACACACAUCCUCGCCCUGCAGGAGGAGGAGCUGACUAGGAAGGUUCAACCUUCAGAUUCCCUGGAGCCUGAGUUUACCAGGAAGUGCCAGUCCCUGCUGAACCGCUGGCGGGAGAAGGUGUUUGCCCUCAUGGUGCAGCUAAAGGCCCAGGAGCUGGAACACAGUGACUCUGUUAAGCAGCUGAAGGGACAGGUGGCCUCACUCCAGGAACAAGUGACAUCCCAGAGCCAGGAGCAGGCCAUCCUGCAGCAAUCCCUGCAGGACAAAGCCGCAGAGGUGGAGGUGGAGCGGAUGGGUGCCAAGGGCCUGCAGUUGGAGCUGAGCCGUGCUCAGGAGGCCAGGCAUCGGUGGCAGCAGCAGACAGCCUCAGCCGAGGAGCAGUUGAGGCUUGUGGUCAAUGCUGUCAGCAGCUCUCAGAUCUGGCUCGAGAGCACCAUGGCGAAGGUGGAAGAGGCUGCCGCCCGGCUUCCCAGCCUCAACAACCGACUCAGCUAUGCUGUCCGCAAGGUCCACACCAUUCGGGGCCUGAUUGCUCGAAAGCUUGCGCUUGCUCAGCUGCGCCAGGAGAGCUGUCCCCUACCACCACCAGUCACAGAUGUGAGCCUUGAGUUGCAGCAGCUGCGGGAAGAACGGAACCGCCUGGAUGCAGAACUGCAGCUGAGUGCCCGCCUCAUCCAGCAGGAGGUGGGCCGGGCUCGGGAGCAAGGGGAGGCAGAGCGGCAGCAGCUGAGCAAGGUGGCCCAGCAGCUGGAGCAGGAGCUGCAGCAGACCCAGGAGUCCCUGGCUAGCUUGGGGCUGCAGCUGGAGGUAGCACGCCAGGGCCAGCAGGAGAGCACAGAGGAGGCUGCCAGUCUGCGGCAGGAGCUGACCCAGCAGCAGGAACUCUACGGGCAAGCCCUGCAAGAGAAGGUGGCUGAAGUGGAAACUCGGCUGCGGGAGCAACUCUCAGACACAGAGAGGAGGCUGAACGAGGCUCGGAGGGAGCAUGCCAAGGCUGUGGUCUCCUUGCGCCAGAUUCAGCGCAGAGCCGCCCAGGAAAAGGAGCGGAGCCAGGAACUCAGACGUCUGCAGGAGGAGGCCCGGAAGGAGGAGGGGCAGCGACUGGCCUGGCGCUUGCAGGAGCUAGAGAGGGAUAAGAACCUCAUGCUGGCCACCUUGCAGCAAGAGGGUCUCCUCUCCCGUUACAAGCAGCAGCGACUGUUUACAGUUCUUCCUUCCCUACUGGAUAAGAAGAAAUCUGUGGUGUCCAGCCCCAGGCCUCCAGAGUGUUCAGCAUCCGCACCUGUAGCAGCAGCAGUGCCCACCAGGGAGUCCAUAAAAGGGUCCCUCUCUGUCCUGCUUGAUGACCUGCAGGGCCUGAGUGAAGCCAUUUCCAAAGAGGAAGCUGUUUGUCAAGGAGACAACCUUGACAGAUGCUCCAGCUCCAAUCCCCAGAUGAGCAGUUAAGCAGCUGACAGCUGGAGGGAAAGCCAGCCUGGGGGCUGGGAGGAUCCUGGAGAAGUGGGUGGGGACAGACCAGCCCUUCCCCAUCCUGGGGUUGCCCUGGGGAAUACCAGCUGAGUCUGAAUUCUGCUCUAAAUAAAGACGACUACUGUAGGA
This is a messenger RNA of Nomascus leucogenys (northern white-cheeked gibbon), 2850 nucleotides long. Lineage: Eukaryota; Metazoa; Chordata; Mammalia; Primates; Hylobatidae. The record is from RefSeq and is a predicted model, not a curated record.